AUGGUUCUCCUCGUUACUUCCGACAAUGAACAAUUCACCACCGAGCGCGAGAUCGUCGAGCGCUCCGUGCUGAUCAAGAACAUGCUGGAGGAUGUCGGCGAGACAGAUCAACCUAUCCCCCUUCCCAAUGUCUCGUCGAGUGUCUUGAAGAAGGUCCUGGAGUACUGCGAGCAUCACCGCGGUGAACCCCUUCCUUCAGCGGACAGUGACCAAAGCCAGGACGAGACGCGAAAGCGCUCGACCGAUAUCAGUGAAUGGGACCAAAAGUUCAUAAACGUGGACCAGGAGAUGCUUUUCGAAAUCAUCCUUGCCGCGAAUUAUCUCGAUAUCAAAUCACUUCUCGAUGUUGGAUGCAAAACUGUAGCGAACAUGAUCAAAGGCAAAACCCCUGAGGAAAUCCGUAAGCUGUUCAAUAUUGUGAACGACUUCACACCCGAGGAGGAGGCCCAAAUCAAGAAAGAAAACGAAUGGGCUGAGGAUCGAUGA
Molecule: messenger RNA, 486 nt
Organism: Pleurotus ostreatus (oyster mushroom)
Lineage: Eukaryota; Fungi; Basidiomycota; Agaricomycetes; Agaricales; Pleurotaceae
Exons: 6
Coding region: 1-486 (161 amino acids)
Biological process (GO): mitotic cell cycle; SCF-dependent proteasomal ubiquitin-dependent protein catabolic process
Cellular component (GO): nucleus; cytoplasm
Molecular function (GO): cullin family protein binding
Source: RefSeq, a predicted model, not a curated record